Molecule: messenger RNA, 1199 nt
Organism: Nematostella vectensis (starlet sea anemone)
Lineage: Eukaryota; Metazoa; Cnidaria; Anthozoa; Actiniaria; Edwardsiidae
Product: E3 ubiquitin-protein ligase RNF217
Exons: 2
Coding region: 132-1034 (300 amino acids)
Biological process (GO): positive regulation of proteasomal ubiquitin-dependent protein catabolic process; protein polyubiquitination; ubiquitin-dependent protein catabolic process
Cellular component (GO): cytoplasm; ubiquitin ligase complex
Molecular function (GO): ubiquitin protein ligase activity; ubiquitin conjugating enzyme binding; zinc ion binding
Source: RefSeq, a predicted model, not a curated record
AAACACAACGUGUGCAGUUAGCGUCAGCACAGAGGCGAGAAACAAGUGCAGUGAUAGGCUCUGGACGCUUGUGAGACAGCCUAUAAAGCUCACUGACAUAACAGACAUAUUUUUUCCCUUGUUCAAGAAUUAUGAGCUCCACUUAUGACCCAUGCUAUGUUUGUCUCACGUUCGUUGCAUUGUCGGAAUCAGUAUUAAGCGAGUGUUGUGGGGGUAAAACAUGCAAGGAGUGUCUUCGCUAUCAUAUAGAGGAAAAGGUUACUCAGGGCAUCGUGCAGAUAAUAUGCCCAUUUGAGAACUGCGAUGGAGUUCUUUCUGAAACUGUUAUCAAGGAAAUUUCAGAUGAAGAGAUUUGGAAAAAGUACGUAAAGUUUAAAGUGGAUCGCGAUCCAAAUUCGAGCGUUAAGACUUGCCCUAAUUGCGCGAUGGUUUUCAGAAAACAGCCUUUAAAGGAACAAGAUCAGCAAAACGUGUGCGCAACAAAAUCCAAGAAAAAAGAGAAAAAGGAACAAAUUUCCAAAGAUUGUAAAAUAGUUUGUGAAGAAUGUAAAUUCGUGUGGUGCUUUGACUGUCAUGCCCCGUGGCAUUAUGGGAUAUCCUGUGAGAAGUUCUGCAAAGGAGACACCUCGUUGAGAAUCUGGGCGAGAAAUCGCGGGGCUCUCACACGGAACGCGACACAAUGCCCGAAAUGCCGGGUGUACAUCCAGAGGAUAUCGGGGUGCGAUAGCAUGGCCUGUUCUAGAUGUCAGACUCAGUUCUGUUACAGAUGCGGAAGGCAUUUCCGUGGUAACCGUUUCCUUGGCGACCACCAUGACGCACUAAGCGUAUUUGGUUGCAAAUACAAGUAUAAGCCUGACAACCCGACUCAGAGAAAGGCUGCGAGAGGGGCCCUUCUCAGCGCUAAGGUCUUGGCGCUGCCCUUUGUAGCUGGCGCCGCGGCGGGGGCUGGUUGCGUAGUACUGGGUCUAGGGAUCUUUAUAGUCCCUGCCUAUGUCUCUUACAAGGUUAUAAAGAAAAGGAAAAACGCUAAAUAAUUAGAGUUUGAUUCCUUAAAAAGUUGCAAUGUUUCCUCCCAUUGUGUCCAUUUCCUCCAGUAAGUUAAAUGUGCUUGUUCUUCUUCAAGUUUGUUUGAUAUUAUAAAAACGACUGUACUGUAUUUUAAUAAAUAAAGAUAAUCAAUUGGUUGGCUGUUUGCCAAA